UCGUCCAUGGGAUGUGCAGCUGAAACACCUCGAACAAGCCUAGCUAAGGCGGGUGCAUGACGAAGAUAUAUGCAAGCGAAGCUUAAUGAAGACAUACAACCGGCUCUACCUAACUCGCCAUUCAGUUGAACGCCGGAAAGAUAUUCUCACCUAUGAGUUGAGAAUGGAUGAUUCUACCGUGGACGGAUGCGAUUCACUUCUGCGUGUAGAGAACGAAAGGAAUGACGCUUUGACUGAUGCUUUUCAUAGUGCUGCUUCCGUUCCGCGAACGCCAGAGCCAAGCAAGAUCAGCGCGCCGAGCUUUAUGAUGUUCCUCCACCGCGUCAUCCAGGAAACCGCUCAUGUCAGAGAUAGCAAAGAUGGUUGGAUCUCCAUGUCUGGGCAUGUCCAGUCAAUGCUAUAUCUCGGGUGGCCGAGUUGGUUCGCUUGAUCUUUUUGCGACCGUCCCCAUCACCCAUUCCCGCCUUUCUCAUAAUCUGUUUCAACCACAUCGUCGUCAGCAUUUUGCGAAAGUUCCCAAUCAAGCUUACGGCUACAUUAAUCUGCGGACCUCCGCAGGGCCGGACCGUAAAUAAUCGAGUAAUGAAGGCCUUUCCGUGUUAUCAUCUGCUGGCAAGCCUUGCAGUAGCUUCCGCUCAGACCUUUCCGGGCUUCACCGUCACUAUCACGAACAAACUUGGUGUUACUUAUGGCGAUAUCUCUGUGUCCAAUGGACAGCAGCUUCCGCGAGCAGAUGUCCUCUCUCCGCCCAAUAUAUCAUCUUCUGACCACUUCUCUGCCACCGGCAAAGCCGUUCUCAUAAUGAUGGACAGCGACGUCCCUGCGAACAGCACGUCUCGCACUACGCUGCUACACUGGCUCGUGCCUGAUAUCACAGGCGUGACGGACGGCACAAACUCUACAUAUCUUACACUGCCUCCGUCCAACGACGGUGUGCCGUAUCAACCGCCAUCACCACCGCAAGGCGAUUAUCCACACCGCUACAGCUUCCUUCUGUACGAACAGACGCGCGAUUUCAGCAUCCCUAGCACCGUCAAUGCAAGUUCGAGGCGAGGCUUUGACCUCAAAGGCUUUUUGAACGACACAGGCCUUGUUACAUCACUGGCGGCGAACUACAUGCUCGUCGCAAAUGUAAGUGGGCCAGCGAGCACAAGCUUUCCGCCUGCACUGUACACUGCAAGUAGUACACUAGCGUCUAGCGAAGCCGCUGCUACGGCCACAUCCUCUGGAAGCUCUGGAAGCAGUGGAUCCUCAGCAAGCACGACUAGCUCAAGUGCGUCGGGCACGGCCGCUACAACAAACUUAUCAAACACGGGUGAGGCACAGGCAUUACGAGCUGGCUCGGGCGUUGCUUUGCUUGCCGCUAUCUUUGGAGUAAUUUUGAUUUAAUGCUUAGGCUUCUGAUCAUGUACUCUAGUAGCCAAAAGACUCCACAAAUAAAGUGUUGCUUCGCCGAUAUCAAAAGAGCGAGUGGCCAAGAUGCAGAUAAAAUCAACGGCUUCUGCAAUGGUCACUUAAUUCGUAGUCAUAGCGCUAUUGGAUCAGAAGCAGUUCUGGCUGAGAUCAAAAUCGUCGAAAGCAGUGGACAAUCGACGCACGAAGGCUAUCGAAUGAUUACGUUAUCAGUUCUUGCCAAUUG
Molecule: messenger RNA, 1639 nt
Organism: Verruconis gallopava
Lineage: Eukaryota; Fungi; Ascomycota; Dothideomycetes; Venturiales; Sympoventuriaceae
Exons: 2
Coding region: 583-1389 (268 amino acids)
Source: RefSeq, a predicted model, not a curated record